AUGACUAGACCCGCCCCUCGGCGAACUCUGUACAUGACACUAGCUACAUCUUCUAUUUUUUCUGCCGACGGAGGGGUUACCUCGUCCUUGCGGAACUCUUGGGAUCAGAUGGAAAGUGGUCCAACGCUGUUCAUAAAUAAAGGAAUUGCGAAGCCGGCGUUCGAUGUCGAAGGUGAAGUGCAUCGUGAUUCUCGCCCGUACUCUACUCAUGAAUGGGCUUCUGCUCACAACAGCCCCAACCCUCCAGAGUUCUCCCGGCGGCGUCGCAGACCUCGGCAUGCAACUCCGCGCUCCUCGCUUUCCCUCUAUCGCAAUGGGGGCCCGCCAAAAGUGAAUGACAGGAAUGUUUCAACAUUGUUCGUUAUCCCCCAAUCCCCCCCCUAUCAAGUCGGUGCCCAGCCGAUUGACCGACCUUGUAGCAUGACGACUCUGCACAUGCGACAUGAUGAGCCGAUAGUAACGAAGAAGCAGGCUGGAGAGCUGAAGACGCUGAUGCAGCAGCUGAUCCCGGAUUGCAGCCAAAAGUCCGUGACUAUUCUUCUCAAGACGCACACUCUAAGAGGAGUUCUCCGGGAGCUGCUCUUGCAUCGUGUCGUCAGUCGUCUCGGACUUCCCUGGGUUCUGCAAGCCAACCACUCGUCCGAUUGGGUCAUCCCGUUGAGCGCUGCAGAAGGUCUUCGCUUGCAGGUAAUUAUUGAUUCCCUUCACAAUUCGGAUCACCGUCCCAUGGCAAAAGGUCGGAAGGAAGGCGAGCACUGGACAGCCUGGGCCUUCGACAUGAAGUCCAACCGCUCCAUCUUCUACCUUCACAUGUACAAGGCUGGGCGAGCGGCGAAAUUUGGCGCAGAUACACGCAAGACAUUUCGGGCGUACGAGUACGACCUUCUAUGGAGCGGAGAGGUGACAGCGAAAUAG
Messenger RNA from Laccaria bicolor S238N-H82, 915 nucleotides. RefSeq lists its product as uncharacterized. NCBI's taxonomy places the organism in Eukaryota, Fungi, Basidiomycota, Agaricomycetes, Agaricales, Hydnangiaceae. The record is from RefSeq and is a predicted model, not a curated record. The transcript has 8 exons. Bases 1 to 915 code for a protein of 304 amino acids.